Messenger RNA from Knipowitschia caucasica, 513 nucleotides. The record is from the annotation of a GenBank genome assembly. NCBI's taxonomy places the organism in Eukaryota, Metazoa, Chordata, Actinopteri, Gobiiformes, Gobiidae.
AUGACACGCUACAGCGAGCACACAGCAGGCUCCUGGACUGACUCUAAAGUGCUGCGUCCUCACUGCCAGGCCCCGCCUUCAGGAGCCGCUCCAGGUCGGUCCGAGACCGAAGGAGCCAUGAGACUGAAAGACAAGAUACCAGAAUAUAGUAAGGGGGGGUGCCAGUCUCAGACACACUUUCGCAGCGUUGCGGCGUGCUGUGGCGGAGGCCCCGGGGUCGUGCUGAUCGGGUUGCCAGAGCCUAAGAGGGUGAGGAGCGCCGCAGGAGGAGCCCCUGGACCGCGCCCCUCUGAGACCCCACUAAGGCUUCCUCCUCUUCCCUCCUCACCCUCCUCACCCCUCCUCUCCCCUCCUCUCCCCUCUCCUCUCCCCUCUCCUCUCCCCUCCUCACCCCUCUCCUCUCCCCUCUCCUCCCCUCUCCUCACCCCUCGCCCCUCGGCUACAGUGAGGAGCUCAGCGGGGGUCCGUUUUCUCCAUCGGCUCUUCUCGUUCAUGACCUCCUCUGGGUUUUAA